Molecule: messenger RNA, 3528 nt
Organism: Acipenser ruthenus (sterlet)
Lineage: Eukaryota; Metazoa; Chordata; Actinopteri; Acipenseriformes; Acipenseridae
Product: hyaluronidase-like
Exons: 4
Coding region: 1544-3028 (494 amino acids)
Biological process (GO): hyaluronan catabolic process; carbohydrate metabolic process
Molecular function (GO): hyalurononglucosaminidase activity
Source: RefSeq, a predicted model, not a curated record
UUUACGCUGUUGGAGCCGCUGCUCACUUUCUCUUGCUUGUCACCUGCUUGCCAUUGUCACUGCUGCUGCUGUUGUGAGUCGGGGGCGUGUCCUGCCGGCGCCCCAUUUGCAGGCGCGGAGCAGUGGAGGAUUGAAGUGAUGUGCACAUGUUUCCAUCAUAUACAGUGGUUACAGUUUUGUUCAAUGGCUUUCAGCACCCCCACUAUAAAAACUGUUCCAGCGUUAUUGCCCUCACAGAUGAUGCGUGAAAAGCAGUGUGAGUGACAAAAGUAAAACAAAGUAUUAAAAAAGCAGGUAUGAUCCAUCUGCGAAUCAAAGCUUUAUUAACCAUUUACGUCAAACACGAUGUCACAUGGAUUUCCUCAGGAGAGUCUCUCAUGUAACCAUCUCUACCCAUGUAAACAAUAUUUUUGGGAGUUUCCUGCUAAACUGCACAAGAAUCAAACUGGGCCUUAUGCAUGGCUAAUUUAAAUAUUAACCCCCCCACACCACCAUUAAUUUGCAUAACGUUGGGGGAAAAGUCAGCAUUCACAGGAAAAUUAAAGGCUUCACAUGGAAAUGCAAAAAAGGUACCAAGUCCAUGUUUAUUUCAAGAGACAGAAAUGUCUGGAGUAAGACACAUGUAAAUUAAGCCAAUGUGGGAUUGGCUAAAACGGCUUUACUCAGCAUUCCGUGCAAGCUAUCUGAAGAAAUUGAAGAAUAUGAUUGGCAAUAGACGGGCUAAUCAUAACAACAGAGGAGACAUGAGCACAUCUGCCACCUCCAAACAUACAGCAGUGACUGAGUGGAGAAUUUGGAUUGGCUGCCAUGUAAAUGCUAUAUAUUUAUUGUUGCAUAUUACCAAUAAAUAAAUAAAUAAGCUCAUUUAUUUUAAAAAAAAUUCAAGUAGGCAGUGCCUCAUCUGCCUCCUCUGAGGAGCCGCCACUGAUCAUUACAGUAAAGAGGGAUUUAAAAAGGCAUUUUCAGGUUCAUAUCUGUUAGUGGUGAUUGCAAGAGACCAUCAAUACAAAGUGUAGGUGAGAGGACUCUAAUUAUUAUCAUUAAACAGUAAUUCUAUGGUAGAAUGCUGAAAUAACACUAUUUAUCAUGAAUAAUGGACUGGAGUAAAUGGACUGGAGUAAAAAAAAGCAGUGAAAUCACUGAACAUUGACCAUUUUUUCUCAAGAAUAGCAUUUAUGUUUUUUAUGCCAUCCACAUUCAGCCAGUUAAGCUCAUCAUAAAAGGAUACUUCUGCUUUUGCUCAUGGGUUUUGUGAUACUGUAUUCUAUAUUGCAUUUUUUUUAUAGAAAUAAAGACCUCUACUUGACGCUGUAUCAUAGACCCUAUAUUAGAUAUACUUAGCAUUAUUGAAAUUCAUUUCAAAUCAAAUUGAAAACUGUGUAUAGAAUAGUUUAGGAACUUCGGUACCCUUUUCUCACUUAGAGUAAACUAGACCAACCUAUAAGGAGGAGCCACAGCCACACACAGGGGUUUAAUUCCAGCCCAAUGGGUCAGUGAAGAGAGACCAUUUCCUUGUUCUCAUUAGGAUCCAUCGGAAGACUACAUGUUGCUUGUGAACAUGCAUGUCAUGAGUGCUGUUAGAAGUACGAUUGUGAUGGGCUGGCUGGCAUUUAUGUUUUUGAUUUUGGAUGUCUCUUGCCAACAAUUUAAACAAGCUAGGGCACCAUUGCUACAACACAAACCAUUCAUUGUAGUCUGGAAUGCUCCCACUAAGUCAUGCAGACUCCGUUUUAAAGUUGAUCUGGACCUUAGUGUUUUUGACAUAGUGGCAAACUCAAAUGAAACCCUGAGUGGACCCAAUGUUACAAUAUUUUAUCACACUCACCUCGGCCACUACCCAUUCUACUCAGAUGAUGGAACUCCUGUCAAUGGAGGACUUCCACAAAAUGAAAGCCUCAACAAGCACCUGAACAAGGCCAAGACUGAUAUCGACAAAUUCAUACCAUUUAAGGACUUCAAAGGCUUGGGGGUUAUCGACUGGGAGAACUGGAGACCUCAGUGGGUUAGGAAUUGGGGAUCAAAAGAUAUCUACAGGAAUAAGUCGAAAGAACUUAUGAGGAAGCUUCAUCCACAUUGGUCAAAUAGAAAAGUUGAGAAAGAAGCUAAAGAAGAGUUUGAAAAGGCUGCUCACAAUUUUAUGAAUGCAACUCUUUUAUUAGCAGAGAGUCAGAGGCCUAAUGGGCUUUGGGGUUUCUAUCUCUUCCCAGAUUGCUACAACUAUGAAUACAAACAGCACCCACACAAAUAUACAGGUGAAUGUCCAAAUAUUGAGCAUGUACGCAAUGACCACUUGCUUUGGCUCUGGAAAGAAAGCACUGCCCUCUACCCUUCUAUAUACUUGGAUUAUGAACUGAAAUCAACUUCCAACACUGUAAAAUUUGUCCAUUAUCGUGUCAAAGAAGCCAUGAGAAUUGCAUCUAUUGCCAGGAAUGACUUCAUGCUGCCAGUCUUUGUUUACUCAAGACCAUUUUAUGCCUAUACAUUUCAGGUUUUAUCUGAGGUAGACUUAGUCCAUACUAUUGGCGAGAGUGCAGCUUUGGGGGCAGCUGGAGUGGUCUUAUGGGGGUCUUCAGAAUAUGGACGAUCUAAGAGUAACUGUCUAGCGGUAAAGAAGUAUAUUGAUGGACCCCUGGGGCACUACAUUAUAAAUGUGACAUCAGCAGCCAAGCUUUGCAGCAAAGCCCUGUGCAAGAAGAAUGGUAAAUGUAUCCGGAAAAGCCUGGACUCUGGUGCCUACCUACACUUAAACCCCAGGCAUUUUAAAAUAAGAAACCAUUUUGGUAAGAAAGGCCCACAACUUUCUAUAAGCGGACACCUCAGUAAUGAAGACAUCUCAGUCAUGAAACAGAGGUUCACUUGCCUGUGUUAUCAGGGCUGGACUGGAGUGUUCUGUGAGCAGCCAGAUUCCCAAACCAUACAAGCUGCCCAUUUCAGCUGUAAAAUAGCCACCCCUACCUUGCACUUUACAUGCCUUUUAGGUAUUCUGUUUCUCUGUUUCUGUCUCAUUGUUAAAUGUUCUGUUUAUUAGGUACAGUAAGUCAUUUCUUAGAGGCAUAUACAUUUUAAAAUACAAGGAUUGGUGUUAGGGUUAGAAAUGUCAAUUUAUAUGAAAACAAGCCGGAGAUAACUGGUAUUUCUUUAAUAGACAACAAAGCUAAUAUUCUGUUUCUAUGUCAAUGUUUGUUUGCUAAGAGUAACUUUUGAUUUUCAAUGGAUCAUUACUGUCAAAUGUUAAUAUAAUAGUGGAUAGAUUUUUUUUUUUUAAUAAAGCGAGAGAGGUGUCCUUCCUCUGAAGUACAGUAUCACGUUUUCCCACUUUAUCAUUCAUCUCAUUCCAGUUCUCCACAGAAGUAACUAUCAAAGCAUAGAGGGGACCAAGUGCAUGUUGGGUCUGUUGGAAGUACGGUAUUAUUAUACAAGGUUAUGGCAAAGCACCCAGUUCUCAAAGUCUUCUUAUUGUGCGAAGAGCUUGCUCCAAAAAAGCCAGAACUGCCAGAACUGUAUAGUAAAAAAAUAAUGAGUGAAAAA